This is a messenger RNA of Cladophialophora immunda, 2752 nucleotides long. RefSeq lists its product as uncharacterized. Gene Ontology annotation, cellular component: eukaryotic translation initiation factor 2B complex. Gene Ontology annotation, molecular function: translation initiation factor binding; guanyl-nucleotide exchange factor activity; translation initiation factor activity. The transcript has a single exon. Lineage: Eukaryota; Fungi; Ascomycota; Eurotiomycetes; Chaetothyriales; Herpotrichiellaceae. Gene Ontology annotation, biological process: biosynthetic process. The record is from RefSeq and is a predicted model, not a curated record. Bases 311 to 2359 code for a protein of 682 amino acids.
CCUAACCGUCCUGUCGCUGAGAUCCGGGAAUCUACUCCAGAAAUUUCAAAAAAAAACCGACCAGUCACAAGUGACUCACGUCCCUUCACGCCAUUUUGUAUCUGUCCAAGUCUAUGCGACGCCGAUCUUCACGGAGUCGUGCCCUUCAAGUUCGGGGAAAAGACACCUUCGUAACGGUGCUCUACUGAAAGGCGUUACUACUCGGACAUGCAACUGCAGGCCAUUUCCCUCUCCAAGGACUCGAGGGCUCUAAGGCUCUGACACUCAUAACAAGGCCAAGGGCAACGGGUUGCACGCGGCAAAAUUGACCAUGCCGCCCAAAACUCCAAAGUCUGCUGGCGGAAGAGGCAGAUCUGGAGACGACAACAAGGAGGAACCUCUGCAAGCCGUCGUCGUCGCCGACACUUUCGAAGAUAGAUUCGCCCCAUUCACUCUGGAGAGGCCCAGAUGUUUACUCACUUUGGCCAACACUCCGCUGAUCGAAUACACUCUCGAGUAUCUCGCAAGUGCUGGAGUCCAAGUCGUCUACGUCUAUGCCGGGGCACAUACCGACCAGGUAGAAACCUACAUCGAGGAGUCUCGGUGGAAGUCCUCCAACUCACCCUUUGAGAGCCUGACUCUUCUGAGGUGCAUUGCGAGCUCGGUGGGUGACGUGAUGAGAGAUCUCGACCAAAAACAUUUGAUGGCGGGAGACUUCAUUGUGGUCAGUGGCGACAUAAUCGCCAACUUUCCCCUCGAGAAGGCUUUGCGACAGCACAAGACUCGACGAGAAAAGGACAAAAACGCAAUCAUGACCAUGGUCCUGAGGGAGGCUGAGCCGGGAAUCCAUGACCAUAGUGGCGGAGUAGUGCCGACUUUUGUCAUAGACCCAACCAAGGACAGAUGUCUGCACUACGAGGAAGCAUUUCCAGGUACUCAAUUCACCUCCCACGUGGACCCUGAAGUGUUGAAAACUCCGGAGUUGGAGGUUCGUCAGGACCUGAUCGACUGCCGUAUCGACAUAUGUACGCCGGAUGUCCUCAGCCUGUGGUCGGACAACUUUGACAACCAGUCGCCUCGAAAGGACUUUCUGUUUGGCGUUCUGAAGGACUGGGAACUGAAUGGAAAGACCAUCCACACAUAUAUCGUCAAAGACCAUUACGCCGCCCGAGCAGCAGAUUUCUGGUCCUACAACGCCAUCUCUCAAGAUUUGAAUCAAGGCGUAAUCACAUCAAUUGCAGUAGAAAAUAACGUUUUCGGCGACACACACUACGAUCGAUCGCAGAAUGGAGUCAUUGUGGACAAAAAUGUCAUUGCAGCCAGACCCAUAAAACUCGAAGCAGGCACAAUCGUCGGCCCUGAAACCACCAUAGGCGCAGGGUGCGACAUCAGGAGCGCUGUACUCGGUCAACGGUGUCAUAUCGGCAGGAAUACCAAGAUUGACGCUGCCUACAUCUGGGACGAUGUAUCUGUUGGCAACAAUGUCAAAAUCUCGCGGGCUAUCAUCGGGAACGAGGCUUUCAUAGGUGAUGAUUGCAUCAUUGAAGAGGGCGUCCUGAUAUCUUUCGGCGUUAAGAUCGCCGCUGGCACUACGGUCCGAGCUGGUUCAAGAAUUGUCAAGACACAGCAGGGAGCAGAUGGAGAACUCAAGAAUGACUCCCUCAUUGUGGGUGACGCAGGAGAAGGUCAUGCUUACGUGGAGGAUGAGGAAGACUAUUUGAGUUCUAAACUGUCGAGACUGGUAUAUAACAGACCAGACCUCGCAGACUCGGUAUCUACUCUGGAAUCGGAUAUAUCAGAAGACGAAGUCUCUUCGCUAGGCGGAUCGCGAAGUCAAAGCUUUGGCGAUGAGUCCUCCGACCGGUUUCAGCACGAUACAGUGGCGAUCCUCAUACAACGAAUGCAAGAAGGGAAGCAUGUGGACGACAUGCUCAGCGAAUUGAUGGGUCUGAGGUUCAGUGGAGGGGCAGAUGAGACACAGGUCCGCAAAGCAGUUGCAGUGGCGCUUAUGAGGCACGUCCAUGGGGAAAUUGAGGCUGGAAUGUCCGCGGCAGAUGCGACCAGGCGAAUACUCACGGCAUACAACCCACUGAUUCGAAGAACAGGUGCUGAACAGGCGACCGACGAGCAAGUGUCGUUUCUGCUCGAUGCUCAAAAGGAACUAUCCAAGCGGAAAGAUGGAGGCAAGACCCUUUUGUUCGUUGUCAAAGAUCUCUAUGAUCUUGAGGUGUUUGGCGAAGAAGCCUUCACAGACUGGUGGGCCGAUGAAAGAUCCAACAAUGAACCAGAAAUGGCAGCGGUGAGACAGCCAAGCUCACAGUUUAUCGACUGGCUGGAAAAUGCCGAGAGCGAGAGUGAGAGCGAGGAAGAAGAUGAAUGAGGAUAGGUGAUGGAGGAUGCAACAGCACAGUCCAGGAACAAAUGAAUGUCCUUGGUCGGACAUCGUUGCAUGCCCUUCUCACUGCGAGAGGGUGCACCAGCCUUCCAGGCGUCUGUCUAUCUUGCUCGUGGAAGCAACAUGCCUAUGUAUUCGUGUGGACAUGUGUUAAAUUGCCAGUCUCGGGAACGUGUAGAUCCCUACAUGGUAACGAUCCCAAGAACAGGGCGUGUUUCUGGAGGAGGGUUAUGGACACCUUAGCAGCAAGAGGCGAAAUAGCAGGGAAGAAUACAGAGGAUGAUGAGAGAGGGUCGAGGCUUGCGGUGCCUCAUCACGUGCCACGAAAGAUGGAGUAUGACGACCUGAUCAGUAAUGGCGACCGCCACCCUGCAAACC